Molecule: messenger RNA, 945 nt
Organism: Cavenderia fasciculata
Lineage: Eukaryota; Evosea; Eumycetozoa; Acytosteliales; Cavenderiaceae
Exons: 2
Coding region: 1-945 (314 amino acids)
Source: RefSeq, a predicted model, not a curated record
AUGGGAGUUCAAAUAGAUGAAGAAAUCUAUGAUCAACAAGAUGAUCAACAAAACAAAAACAUCUCACAAUCAGAGUCAUCACCAUUGAUUGCACCACCAACAUCAGCAUCAUCAAUCCCAAUCGAUGUCCCCGUCAACGUUAACAGUCCCAAUGUUCAAUAUGUUCUACCAGCUCGUCCAGUACCAGUUAUCAAGAAAUCAAACAUUUGCUUGAUGAUUAGUCUUAUCAUCUUGAAUUUGAUUUUACAAAACGGAUUAGGAAUCAUUAUUUUCAAUUAUUCACCAAUCAAAUAUUUAUUCAUUGCACCAAUUGUAUUGGGAGUACUUGCCUUGUUGAGUCGCUCCAAAGCUAUACACAUUGCCUCUUUUAGUUUAUCUGUCAUUUUAUUCUUUGCUUCUGCUUUCUGGGCCUGUGUUCUCACCUUUAUCAUUUCUUACUAUUCCCCACUCAGAUACUCAUUUGCCUCUUCCAUCUCAUCGAUCGUCUACCUUCUCAUUACCUCUGUCUGUAUGAGAUACCACGCCAGAUACAUCAAGUAUCUCUCUGCUCAACAAAAGAAUGGUGAAUCAACAUGCCUCUUUAAAAAGUCUGCCAUCUGUUCAGUCGCCACCAACAACAACAACAACGUCAGACAACCAACCACCAUUGCCCCAUCCAUCAAUCCAACCUUUGUCUACAAACAAAACGGUUCAGUUGUUCCAAAUAACAACAACAACAACGUUUUCUAUCCACAAUUACAACCAAUGAACUCAUUUGGAGGAGCUUAUCCACCACAACAACAAUACUUUGUACCAUUUAAUAAUCCAUUCCCACAACAAAUGCAACAACAACAAUCACAACAACAACAACAACAACAACAACAACAAUAUUAUCCAAUUCCAUACUAUUACUCCAUUCCACAACAACAACAACAACAACAACCACCACAACAACCAAAACAAUAA